This is a messenger RNA of Arabidopsis thaliana (thale cress), 1879 nucleotides long. Its product is annotated as ubiquitin carboxyl-terminal hydrolase. The transcript is spliced from 3 exons. NCBI's taxonomy places the organism in Eukaryota, Viridiplantae, Streptophyta, Magnoliopsida, Brassicales, Brassicaceae. The record is from RefSeq and is marked reviewed. The coding region runs from base 786 to 1640 and encodes 284 amino acids.
UAUUUUCGCAGGCCUAUACCGAUUAUACAUGGCACAGAUCCGACCCGGAGGCCCAAUUAGAGACCCAAAUUUCACAAAAUACAUCGCUUCUUCUUCCUCGGCUUUCAUCGGCCUUGUUCGUCGUCUUUUUCUUCUUCCGCUUGAGUGGCUUCGGGUACGUUGUUAAACCCUCAAAUUUCAUCGUUCAUCCUCUCCCACUUGUUUUCUCCUCUUUGGGUUUCUCUGUGAUUUCUGAUUAUCAUUUAUCUUGAUUUUUAAACUCUUAGGAGAUCGAAUUUAUGUUUUUUUUAACCUGAAAGAUCCAAUUUUUCGUUUCUGAUUAAGCCCGCCAAGUGUCUAAGAAGAAUCCAUAAUUGUUGAAUUGUAAAGAUUGUUUCCGAUUAUAGCACUGAGAGACUUUAUAGAAAGAGUGUGACUUUCAUGUAUGAAUGAUUUGGGAUUGUUUGGUUUCAUAUUGUUGAAGGCCCCUUGUUAUUGUUGAUUAACCUAAUGAUAUUGUUUUAUGUCAUGAGCGGUUCCAAAUAAUCUAUGUUUUGGAUUAGUUUUGCAAGAUGAUGUACAAAAUCUGUAAUUCACUUUGCAUUGGUUCAUUGGGUGAUAGAUUUAGCUGAAUGGUGGUUGGUGGCUACAUUUUAGAUUGUAUUUCUUUCUUGGUUAAUCUUUUUAUGUCCUUACUUGUUAGUUGGUUUCAGAGAUUCUAUAACUAUGCUAUGCCUGUCAUGAAGCGUACCUAAAUUUUCUUCUGAGUGGUCAACUUUGUAGGUCAGAUUUAAAAGGAAGUAAAAAUGAGAAGACAGGGAAACUUUGCGGACUCAUCACCUGCCAGUGCAUAUGGAGCUGGACAGAUACAGGAUCCCCAUUCUGAUUUUCAAGGUCAAUUAGAGGCAUUCACGCCUGAGAGGGAUCAGCCAUAUUCAGAUUCACAAGCUGAGGGUCAAUGGAGAUGGGAAAGAGAUGGCCCUAAUAUGUCAAGGCCAAUGGCUACUGCUGUUUACAAUGAAGGACAACAAGGUGUUGAUUCAUCGAGGACGUAUUACCGUGGCCAAAUAGAUCCAAAAUCAGGAAUGGAGAAGCAAGGCAGUGAUCCAAGAGCUCAACCACAACACCAAGAAAAUCCAAAAACCGGUUAUGAUAAUAACCGUGGGGUGCAGACAUUUGAAGGUCUUGAACAGAAGUUCAUGGAUGAUAUAACAAGACUAGCAAAAGAUCAAAUCGAAGCAGAGGAUGCAGAGAUCGCCAGACAUCGAGAGAAAAUAAACACUAUAAACGCUAGAUACGAAGAACAGUUAGCUACACUUAGAGCACGGCACACAGGUAAGAGAGAAGAGAUCAUGAGGAAAGAAUCACUAGCUAGGCAGCAACAAUUCAAGCAGCAAACCAUGGGGAUGAUGGACCAAUACCAUCCAAACGUGGUUGGUCAGGCCAAUCUAAUGCCAUCUGGUCAUCCCCAAGGCUACAUUGGCAGUGCUCAAGAUCCAGCGGCUGUGGCGGAUGCACCACCAAGAUCAUAUGGCUCAGAUCGGUUUGAAGCAUACGGAGAGAGAGCUAGGUUUCAGGGAGGAAACAGAGAUCACGGGUUCGAGCCUAGGGGUCCAUACCCUGGUGGGAAUGUCUAUGACACCAGCUCACGGUUCUACUGAUGUGAUAUUACUUGAACAUAUUGUGUUUUAGGGGAUUCACUCACUCCCACUUUUUUUGUGGCUUUAUAGAUCAAAAUCAAGCUUUUCAGACUAUCCGGAAUUUGAAAAUGAAAUCAGGGUUCCAUUUUUUAAUCCUGACGAGAGCAUUUUAGAAUUCAUUGUUGAACCGUUUAAAGAAAUUGCUGUACUUAGGUCCUUUCCAAAUAAAAAUUAGGAUUCGAGAUUAUGCAGGAUUACUA